Molecule: messenger RNA, 1937 nt
Organism: Eruca vesicaria subsp. sativa (arugula)
Lineage: Eukaryota; Viridiplantae; Streptophyta; Magnoliopsida; Brassicales; Brassicaceae
Source: the annotation of a GenBank genome assembly
AUGGUGCAAGACUCUUCCUGGAAUAGCGAUGAUGAUUUGGAUUUUGAGAUCGACAACUUUCAGUCAUCUCCACCAUCAUCAUCAUCUCAUGUAGACACUUCUUCAGACCACAUGUUUGCUAAGCUUGUUGACAUGGGAUAUUCAGUUGACGUGAUUGCUAGAGCAAUAGAGGAAAAUGGGCCAAAUGCUGAAACUUGCGCCAUUAUUGACACUAUCUCCACGUACUCGAUGAACUGUGAAGCUAGCUCUUCCAAGACUAACACUGUUGCUCAUUUUAUUGCCAUGGGAUUUCAUGAGGAAAAGAUCAUCAAAGCCAUACAUGAACAUGGAGAAGAAAACAUGGAGCAAAUAGCGAAUGCACUCCUCCUCUCUUCUGAAGUAAGUGGUGAUAUGGCAGAGGAAGAGGACAUUGACUGGUCAGAAAGUGAUGAUGACGAUGAGAAAGAUCCAGAGUCAUUUGAUAGCUGCACUCAAUUGAGGCAUAUGGGUUUCUCCGCGCUGGAAGCUUCUCUAGCUGUACAGAGAUGUGGAGACGAUGUGAGCAUUGCAGACCUCGCAGACUUCAUUUGUGCCGCUCAGAUAGCUCGAGAAUUUGAUGAAUUUCACACUGACCCUGAAGAACAAAAGCCAAGACAGAACAUAAACAAAAGGAGGAUAGUGCCAAGGAGAGAUCCUAUCACAUCUGCUAAUGCACAGCCACUUAGCCUACCAAACCCGAUGGUAGGUUUUGGGAUUCCAAAUGAGUCAGUGUUCAUCACACACAGAUCUCUCCCAGCAAUAGCUCGUGGCCCUCCGUAUUUCUAUUACGAAAACAUUGCCAAUGCACCUGUAGGCGUUUGGGAGACGAUCUCCAGGCAUUUGUAUGACGUUACACCGGAAUUUGUUGACUCAAAGUUCUUCUGCGCUGCAGCGAGGAAGAGAGGCUAUGUGCACAACCUCCCCAUCAGCAACAGAUUCCAGAUUCAGCCUGCUCCAAAACUAACAAUUCAAGAGGCGCUUCCGGCUACUAGGAGAUGGUGGCCAAAAUGGGAUCCGAGGACUCAACUGAACUGCAUACUUACCGUUCAUGCUAGUGCUCAGUUAACAAAGUGGAUCCGCUCAGCCCUUGAGGCUCAUCCUGGUGAACCGCCUGAGGCGACAAAAAGGAAGGUCAUUGAGCAGUGUAGGAGGUGGAAUCUUGUAUGGGUGGGAAAAAACAAAGCUGCUCCACUCGAUGCAGAUGAGAUUGAGUCUCUUCUUGGGUUUCCAAGAAACCAUACAAGAGGUGGUGGCAUUAGUAUGACUCAACGUUUGAAGUCACUUGGCAAUUCUUUUCAGGUUGAUACGGUGGCGUAUCAUCUCUCUGUGCUUAAACCCUUGUUUCCUGAUGGUAUCAAUGUUCUCUCGCUGUUCACUGGUAUCGGUGGUGGAGAGGUGGCGCUCCACCGACUCCAAAUCCCGAUGAGAACAGUUGUCUCCGUGGAGAUUUCGGAAGUAAACAGAAACAUCUUGAGAGACUUUUGGGAGCAAACUAACCAGAGAGGAAGGUUGAUAGAGUUUGAAGACGUUCAAGAGCUAACUAACGAGAAGAUUGUGGAGUUGAUGAAGCGGGUUGGUGGGUUUGAUCUCGUGAUUGGAGGUAGUCCGUGCAACAACCUUGCUGGUGGUAACAGAGUGAGCAGGAGUGGUCUUGAAGGUGAACAGUCUUCUUUGUUCUUUGAGUAUUGCAGGAUUUUGGAGGUGGUUCGUGAGACAACAAUGGAGAUGAGAAGAUCUUGAUGGUUUUGUCUUAAACUUUAUAUUUUCGUAACGCAGUGUCAUCUCUUAUUAACGUAAGUUUGUGUUAGAAAAAAAGUAGCAGUGACUUGUUUAUUUAGGCAGUAAUAUGUUAUGAACUAGGUUGUGGCGUUUAAAAUAUAAUGUGGUCGGUGAUGAUCAGAUAUUGAUGGGCUAUUUUC